Molecule: messenger RNA, 1560 nt
Organism: Apiotrichum porosum
Lineage: Eukaryota; Fungi; Basidiomycota; Tremellomycetes; Trichosporonales; Trichosporonaceae
Gene: PKA2
Product: serine/threonine protein kinase, AGC
Exons: 2
Coding region: 1-1560 (519 amino acids)
Biological process (GO): peptidyl-serine phosphorylation
Cellular component (GO): cAMP-dependent protein kinase complex; nucleus
Molecular function (GO): cAMP-dependent protein kinase activity; ATP binding
Source: RefSeq, a predicted model, not a curated record
AUGGGCGACGGAAAGUCCUCCUCCAAGUUCAAGCUCGACCCCAUGUCGCUGCUUCUCCCACACGAGCGCGCAGCCAUGAUGGGUCCCCCCCAGGUUCCUGUCAAGGCUGCGUCGUCGGGCGCCGAGACGUACAAUGCCAUGUACCACCAGCCAGCACCGGCUGCAACGACCCAAGCUGUCCAGACACACUACGUGCCCGUGCCCUCCAGCCAAGCAGCUCCAUUGAGCCCUCCAGCGUCGCUCAUGUCCACGCCCCCAUCGGCUUGGGAUACAUCAUCGUCGUGGGGCGCGAUGGACAGCGUCAUUGAAGGUGGUUCAGCCACCGCGUCCUCAUCCUCUGGACCGUGGGCUGGCGGACGGUAUCCUCCUCGCCAACUACAGCAGCAAGGUGGUUCGAGCCUGGGCAUCUACCAGCCCACCAUUCACCAUGUUCCCCAACCACGGGCGCGCGCACGGCUCGAGGACUGGGAGAUUGUUGAAACGCUGGGAACCGGCACGUUCGGUCGUGUGCUUCUUGUUCGCCAACGUCCCUCGUACCGCCAGUCAUCCUACCACCCCAUCUUCCCUCAUCUCUACCAGGCCACCAACCCCCACUCGCCCUCGCCAGCAGCCACCCAACAAGCAGACGGACAACUCCCACAUUUUGCCAUGAAGGUGCUGCGAAAGUCGGAAAUUGUCCGCCUCAAGCAGGUCGAGCACAUCAACUCGGAACGCCGGAUCCUCGAGCGCGUUCGCCAUCCAUUUAUUGUCGAGCUCUACGCAACGUACCAGGACAACCUCAACGUCUACAUGUUGCUAUCCUACAUUCCCGGUGGCGAGCUCUUCUCCCAUUUGAGACGCGCAGGCCGCUUCUCUGCCGACGUGACGCGCUUCUACCUCGCGUCCAUCGUCUUGGCGAUUGACUAUCUCCACUCGAACAACAUCAUUUACCGUGACCUCAAGCCUGAAAACCUGUUGCUCGACCGCACAGGAUACCUUCGCAUUGCCGACUUUGGCUUUGCAAAGGUCGUCGAGGACCGCACGUUCACCCUGUGCGGCACCCCAGAGUACCUGGCCCCCGAGAUUGUCCUCUCGCAGGGCCACGGCAAGGCCGUCGACUGGUGGGCAUUGGGUAUCCUCGCCUUUGAGAUGCUCGCCGGUUACCCGCCCUUCUUUGACGACCACCCCUUGGGUAUCUACGAGAAGAUUCUCCGCAACGAGAUCGCCUUCCCCUCGCACAUUGACGCCUACGCAAAGGACCUCAUUCGCGGCCUCUUGACGGCGGACCGUACCAAGCGUCUCGGAAACCUCCGGGGCGGCGCCCGCGACGUCAUGAACCACGCAUGGUUCGCCGGUGUCGACUGGGGAUCACUCGAGCGCAAGGAGAUUGGCGCGCCCAUCGUCCCGCGUGUCGGCAGCAUGAGCGACUCGCAAAACUUCCAGCGGUACCCGCCUCCUCGACCCACCGAGCUGCCCGGUAUCUUUGGCGCCCCCCAUGACCCAGCAGAGGACCCGUACGCGUCGCUCUUCCGCGACUUCAGCUUCCCCAGGCCAGGGGACGACGUGGACGAGGAGAUGUGA